AUGGAGGCGAUCCACAGCCGGCAGGCUUGCGUGCAGGCGAGCGGCUCGGCCCAGCGCGGCGGCCGCCGUCCCGCACCGGCGCGGCGUUCGGCACAGCACAAGGCCCGGGCUAGCUGCAGGCGGCGAGGGGCGGGGUGCCUGCAGCGGGCGGCGGCCCAGGAGAACGUGAGCACGGCGCCGUCGGACACGAUCGACUGGGACUCGCUCGGGUUCUCCAUCACCAACGUCGCGCCCUUCAUGUUCAAGGCGACGUGCCGCGUCCACGACCCCGAGGCCUGGGUCGGCGGCAUCGAGCCGUACGGCCCCCUCGAGAUGAUGCCGAGCGCGCAAGUCCUCAAUUAUGGCCAGGCUAUCUUCGAGGGCAUGAAGGCCCAGAGGAGCCAGAAGGGCAACAUCGUGCUGUUCCGACCAGAGAAGAACGCCGCGCGCAUGGCGGGCGGCGCGGGGCGCAUGUCGAUGCAGCCCAUCCCCGAGGACGUCUUCGUCUCCGCGGUCGAGUCCGUCGUCAAGGCGAACGCGGCGUUCGUGCCUCCUGCGGGGAAGGGCGCACUCUACCUGCGGCCGCUGCUCCUGGGCUCCGCGCCGAUCCUGGGCCUGGGCCCGUCCGAGGAGUUCACGUUCGUGGUGUUCGCGGCGCCGGUCGGGUCGUACUUCAAGGGCGGGCAGCUCGCGCCGAUCGACCUGGUGGUGGAGAGCCGGUUCCACCGCAGCGCCCCCAAGGGGAUGGGGGGCACGAAGGCGGCGGGGAACUACUCGCCCGUGCUGGUGACGCAGCUGGCGGCGAAGAAGCAGGGGUACGCGGACGUGAUCUACCUGGACGCGCGGCACGAGAAGUACCUGGAGGAGGUCUCUUCGUGCAACAUCUUCGUGGUCAAGGGCAACACCAUCAAAACGCCCCCGACGUCGGGAUCGAUCCUGCCCGGCGUCACGCGGGCGUCGAUCUGCGAGCUCGCGAAGUCGCUCGGCUUCGAGGUAUUGGAGGAGGCCGUGUCGAUCGACGAGGCCCUGGACGCGGACGAGAUCUUCACGACGGGCACGGCCGUGGUGGUGAGCUCCGUGGGGAGUAUCACGCACGAGGGGAACAAGGUGGAGUAUUGCGACGGCAAGGUCGGCCCCGUCACGAUGCAGAUGUACGACCGGCUGACGGGGAUCCAGAGCGAGCGGUACGAAGACGAGUUCGGCUGGGUCCGGUGCGUGAUCGAGAACGCGUGA
Pedinophyceae sp. YPF-701 is the source of this 1212-nucleotide messenger RNA. The record is from the annotation of a GenBank genome assembly. Lineage: Eukaryota; Viridiplantae; Chlorophyta; Pedinophyceae.